AUGUCCCCGAAGCACAACAAGCUGGCCGAAGAGGCGAAGCUCGUCACCGAGGAGCUCGUUCGAUGCGCUAUCCUUUGGCACGAACAGUGGAACGAAGCCCUGGACGAGGCGAGCCGGCUGUAUUUCCAGGAGAACGACAUCCCCGGUUUCCUGGCAACCCUCGACCCGAUGCACCAAAGGCUGAAGACGGCCCCGAUGACGAUCAAGGAACACUCGUUUGUUCAAACCUACUUCGCCGAUCUGACGGACGCGCUCAAGUUCUGCAACGCCUACCGCAUUGGCCAAGACCGAAAAGAGCUGGCACAGGCCUGGGAAAUCUACAUCAACGUGUUCAAGCGGAUUCAAGGUCAACUUCGACAACUGACCUCCCUGGACCUGACGUACGUGUCGCCAAAGUUGAAGAAUGCCAAAGAUCUCUCCAUUUCGGUCCCCGGCACCUACGACCCAGCACAAACGGACGAGGACAUUGUCCGCAUCAGCUACGUCGACACCCUGCUGACCGUCAUCAGCAGCAAGCAAAAGCCGAGGAAAAUGCAGAUGAGAGGCAGCAACGGACGGGAUUACAUGUUCCUGCUAAAGGGGCACGAAGACCCGCGCCAGGACGAGCGUGUCAUGCAGCUAUUCGGACUGGUUAACGCCAUGCUAGCGAAAAAUGAAGAAACCGGACGCACGAAUCUUGCCAUUCAGCGCUAUUCCAUCAUUGCCCUCUCGCAAAACUCGGGCCUGAUCGGCUGGGUGCCAAACUGCGACACGCUGCACACGCUCGUCAAGGAGUACCGCGAAAAGAAGAAGAUCUCGCUAUCUGCGGAACACAAAGAAAUGCAAGCCAACGCGCAAGAUCUGGAGACGCUGCCGCUCGAUCAGAAGGUGCAACUUUUCAACCUGGCCCUCGCAAAGACAAGCGGCGAUGAUUUGCAGAAGAUUUUGUGGCUCAAGAGUCCCAGCUCCGAAGUUUGGUUCGACCGGCGCACGAAUUACACCCGCUCGAUGGCCGUGAUGAGCAUGGUUGGGUACAUUCUGGGGCUUGGCGAUCGCCACCCCUCAAAUCUGAUGCUCGACCGGCUAACGGGCAAGAUUGUGCACAUCGACUUUGGCGACUGCUUCGAGGUGGCCAUGUCCCGGGAGAAAUACCCGGAAAAGAUCCCCUUCCGCUUGACGCGCAUGCUCAUCAAGGCGAUGGAAGUCUGCGGCAUUAAUGGUAACUAUCGUCAUACUUCGGAGCGAGUGCUCGGUCUUUUGCGUGCGAACAAAGAUUCUCUGCUCGCCGUCCUUGAGGCCUUCGUCAAUGACCCGAACAUCAACUGGCGGUUGUUGGAAGUGAACCGGCAACGACGGAACCCCGCCGAGAAGCAGGACAUUUCCAAGAUGGUCAAGGACGAAGGGCUCAGUCAAGAGUCGGCUCGAAAAAUUGUCGAGCGGAUCAAGAGCAAACUCAUCGGGCACGACUUCGAACCGGAGCGCGAGUACAACGUCGUCGAGCAGUUCAACAAGCUCGUCGAAGAGGCCACAAACGCCGAAAAUCUGUGCCAAUGUUACGUGGGAUGGUGCCCGUUCUGG
Molecule: messenger RNA, 1557 nt
Organism: Mesorhabditis spiculigera
Lineage: Eukaryota; Metazoa; Nematoda; Chromadorea; Rhabditida; Rhabditidae
Source: the annotation of a GenBank genome assembly